Messenger RNA from Mauremys reevesii (Reeves's turtle), 1671 nucleotides. RefSeq names its product protein phosphatase 2 catalytic subunit beta (gene PPP2CB). Gene Ontology annotation, biological process: mitotic cell cycle; peptidyl-serine dephosphorylation. Gene Ontology annotation, cellular component: cytosol. The record is from RefSeq and is a predicted model, not a curated record. Lineage: Eukaryota; Metazoa; Chordata; Testudines; Geoemydidae. The transcript is spliced from 7 exons. Gene Ontology annotation, molecular function: protein serine/threonine phosphatase activity. The coding region runs from base 127 to 1056 and encodes 309 amino acids.
CAUCGCCAUUCCGCGGCGCGGCGCGCGGGCGAGGGCCGGGAGCGGAGCGGGCCUCGCGCACCCACCGUUGCCCCGUGGCCGUUGGCGGGACCGGGCCGCGCGGCGCUGAGCCCCGCCCCCCCCGCCAUGGAGGAGAAGGGCUUCUCCAAGGAGCUGGACCAGUGGAUCGAGCAGCUCAACGAGUGCAAGCAGCUGAGCGAGAGCCAGGUGCGGAGCCUGUGCGAGAAGGCUAAAGAAAUACUUACAAAAGAAUCAAAUGUGCAGGAGGUGCGUUGCCCUGUUACAGUGUGUGGGGAUGUCCAUGGUCAAUUCCAUGAUCUUAUGGAACUCUUCAGAAUUGGUGGGAAAUCGCCAGACACCAACUACCUGUUCAUGGGAGACUAUGUGGAUAGAGGCUAUUAUUCGGUGGAAACAGUGACUCUUCUUGUAGCGCUAAAGGUGCGUUAUCCAGAACGCAUUACAAUACUGAGAGGAAAUCAUGAGAGCAGACAAAUUACACAAGUGUAUGGCUUUUAUGAUGAGUGUCUACGAAAGUAUGGAAAUGCCAAUGUUUGGAAGUAUUUCACAGAUCUGUUUGAUUAUCUUCCACUUACAGCUCUAGUAGAUGGCCAGAUAUUCUGUCUCCAUGGGGGUCUCUCUCCAUCUAUAGAUACACUGGAUCAUAUCAGAGCUCUGGAUCGUCUACAGGAAGUUCCACAUGAGGGCCCAAUGUGUGAUCUUUUAUGGUCAGAUCCAGAUGAUCGUGGAGGCUGGGGUAUUUCUCCACGUGGUGCUGGCUACACGUUUGGACAGGAUAUCUCUGAAACAUUUAACCAUGCCAAUGGUCUUACACUGGUCUCCCGUGCUCACCAACUUGUGAUGGAGGGGUACAACUGGUGUCAUGAUCGAAAUGUGGUUACCAUUUUCAGUGCACCCAAUUACUGUUAUCGUUGUGGGAACCAGGCUGCUAUCAUGGAACUAGAUGACACUUUAAAAUAUUCCUUCCUUCAAUUUGACCCUGCACCUCGUCGUGGAGAGCCUCAUGUUACCCGUCGUACUCCAGACUACUUUCUAUAAACAUCUCCUCACACCGCCCUUUGUAGGAGGAAGUACACUUGGCAUUUUAAAAAAACAAUAAUUUACACAUUUCUCUAAGGAAUUGGGAUCUGUCUCGGCCUAAAACCCCCAUCAUGGACCAAAAUGUGCCAUACUGAGGAUGAGCAUUUAGCACAAUUUGAGACUGAAUUCAGUACCACACUAUAUAUCUUAUACCAAUCAGUCCAACAGUCAGUUUGCCUGCUGUAUUUGUAGUAAUUGUUUUCUUCUGGACUGUUCAAAGAGAAGAGGUAAUUCUAACACUUUCAACUCCUUUUAUGCUUAUUUGUAAAUUUAGUUGUAGUGUUUAACUGGCAUUAAUUAGAGUUUGGAGUUUAUUUUUAAGGACAAUAUAACUAACUUCUCGGUCAACCCACCACCCUUUGUUUUAUUGACAUGUAUGAUUAACUUAACUGGAGAAUGGAAAUAGUUCCUGUUGGGAGUAUGUUGUCAUAACAUUUAAAGAGCUUUCCCUUUUUUAGUUAACAUACCAUUCUGUGUUGAUCCUAUCUUUUUUUUCUGUAUAUUUGUCAUGGAAGUGCUUGCAUCUUAUCUGGUGUAUUUGAACAAAUAAACUUGCAAUUGUAAACCAAAACA